AUGCUGAGAUCAGCCACUGUGCUUUGCCAACCACUCGCUAAUGAGUGGAGCGUCCUCGAUUAUAUUACCGUCGGGCAGGUCCCCGCGCCACGGAGCGGGUGCCUCGUCCCAAAGUCCUCUCUCUUUAUCGCUUUAUACGCUUUCGCAGCCCGGAGCGCGGACGAGCUGAGCGUUAGCGCAGGGGACAAGCUGCGUGUCCUCAAGGAAGAGGGCGAGUAUGUCUCAGCCAGGAGGCUGCGGGGGGAACCGGCCACGGGUUACGUUCCUGCGACGUACGUGGCCAGUCUGAGCCAGGGAACCUCUGCUCGCCGGCCCUGGUAUUUCGGCAAGCCCAGCCGCAGCGAAGCCGAGCGGCUCCUCCUCUCGCCUCCCAACCAGCACGGCUCCUUCCUCGUGCGGGAGGAGAAGGACCGGGUGCGAAAAGAAGAUGAAAGUCACUCGAUAUUUACUCAUCCGGUGCCACUUGAGAGAGACGGAUGGGAGCGCCCGCGCUGGGAAUUCACCCUGAGGAGGAAGUUGGGCGAAGGCUACUUUGGAGAGGUGUGGGAAGGACUGUGGAGGAACACGGUGCCGGUGGCUAUCAAGAUCAUAAAAGCUGACAUGAAGGCAGAAGAUUUCACCAAGGAGAUUCAGAACCUGAAGCGCCUGAGGCAUGAGAAGCUAAUCCAGCUCCAUGCCGUGUGCUCGGUGGACGAGCCAGUGUACAUCAUCACCGAACUCAUGCGGAAAGGCAACCUCCACAGCUACCUCAACAGUCCUGAAGGGAACUCCCUGGGCACCUCCCACCUGGUCAACAUUGCCUGCCAAGUGGCAGAUGGGAUGAGGUACCUGGAAGAGAAGCACAUUGUUCACUGGGACUUGGCAGCCAGAAACAUCCUGGUGGGAGAUGAACUCACCUGCAAAAUCGCUGAUUUUGGACUCGCCCGGCUCCUCAAGGAUGAUAUUUAUUCCACCAGCAGCAGCACAAAAAUCCCAGUGAAGUGGACAGCCCCGGAGGCAGCAAACUACCAUACCUACUCCUUGAAGUCCGAUGUUUGGUCCUAUGGGAUUCUCCUCUACGAAGUCUUCACAUAUGGGCGGAUCCCAUAUGAAGGAACGACAAACCAGGAAACCAUACGGCAAAUCACCAGGGGCUACCGUCUUCCCCGGCCGAGCACCUGCCCUCCCGAGAUCUACGUCAUCAUGCUGGAGUGCUGGAACGGCAACACGGAGGCACGGCCCACCUUCUGCACACUGCGCGAGAGACUCGGCUUCAUCUACAGACGGGUGCUCGGGUCUCUGUCCUGA
This is a messenger RNA of Rhea pennata, 1287 nucleotides long. RefSeq names its product tyrosine-protein kinase Srms-like. Lineage: Eukaryota; Metazoa; Chordata; Aves; Rheiformes; Rheidae. Gene Ontology annotation, biological process: protein phosphorylation. The coding region runs from base 1 to 1287 and encodes 428 amino acids. The transcript has 9 exons. Gene Ontology annotation, molecular function: protein binding; ATP binding; protein tyrosine kinase activity. The record is from RefSeq and is a predicted model, not a curated record.